CAAUUCUAAACACACUCAGGCAUAAUGAUAUCAUGCCAUAUGACACUAAACACUAUGAUGAUAUUUAUCAUGUUGGUUCAGACACAAACUUAUUGUAUGACUUUAUCUCUGUCCCUGUUUUGUCUUCUUGUGUGGACAUGUUUGUGUGUCCUACCUGUACUGCACCAGUGCUGAACACUGAGGAGGAGCACAGAGGGAAUCCUCUUAACCAGGUAAUCUCUGCACCCCAUCUGCUGUUACAGUCAUCCACCACGUCCACCCUCCACCAGUAUGCUAUUCCCUGGCUAGUCUCGGUCAACCAGCACAAGUGAAGACCAUGCUGCUGUCUCCCCAGGCAGAGAGGAACUGGGAGGAUCUGAGUUUAAUGCUUGAGGAUGUGCUGGAGGACCAGUCCCACAGGCAACUGUUCGCCUUAGAGCUGGGCUCUGGGACUGGGCAGCAUGUCAUACGCUUUGCCCAGAAGAUGCCCUUUGUUACCUGGCAGCCAUCAGACAUUAAGGAAGACUCUCGGGACAGUAUUAAGGCAUACAUUGCUGCAACCCAUACAAAGAAUGUGCUGCAGCCUGUCCACCUGGAUGCCAGCGAACCGUGGGAGAAAUGGGCAGGCCUUCCUCGCAACUCCUGUGACGUUAUUGUUGCCAUUAACUUGCUGCAGUACAGCUCCUUCAAAACAGCACAGGGUGUGUUCAGUGGAGCGGGUCAGAUCCUCAGACAAAAUGGCCUCAUAAUAACAUAUGGGGUGUACGCCAUUAAUGGCACCAUUACGCCAAGUUGUAAUGAACACCUUGACGCAGAGCUUCGACAACUAAAUCCAGAGUGGGGUCUUCCAGACAUCGAUGUGCUGAGACAGCUGGCCUAUGGGAACGGGAUGCGUAUGGAGAGGAUGAUUGAGAUGGAAGAAUACUACAAAUGCCUGAUCUUCAGAAAACUUUAAAGAAGCCAAACUGCAGUUAUAUGUUAAAGGUCCAGUGUGUAGGAUUUAGGGACAUCUAUUGGCAGAAAUGGUAUACAAUAUUC
Molecule: messenger RNA, 1017 nt
Organism: Epinephelus lanceolatus (giant grouper)
Lineage: Eukaryota; Metazoa; Chordata; Actinopteri; Perciformes; Serranidae
Product: methyltransferase-like 26 B
Source: RefSeq, a predicted model, not a curated record